AUGUGUCAAUGUCGGGGUUGUCUGGAAAAAAAAGUGCGGCCAUUUAUUUUGAUGUUUUUGUAGUAAUUGUUCAAGAACACAGAAGUAACACAAUUUAAUUAGUGUUUCUGCGAUAUCUGCUUGUUAAGUUCGACGAGGAUUUAAAUUUAAAACCAAUCCAGUGAGAAGACCGGCAGCAACUAUUUUCUAAGAUCAAGGGAUCACCAGACGGCCCAACCAUGGCGUCUGCUGUCAGACUAGUGGCAGCCCCUAUCCACCUGGCAUUGGCAUUGACAUUAUUGGUGACUCUAGUCCAUGGGUUUGCCUUACCGACCAUAAAUGUACAGUACAAUGCCAAAGUGGGAACAGUUAUCACAGAAAUCAAGAACGUCGGACAGACGUUCAUCUUGGAUCCAGAGGGCAGUGACAUUUUUAGAAUCACAGAGAGCGGGUCUCUCGUAACCAAGCGGCCUCUUACAGGGCUACUUGACACAAGUCACACACUCACUAUCAAACACACCAAAGAUGUACAUUCUUGGUACGAACAAAUCAAUGUUAAAAUAGUGGACACGGGGAAGGAUUCCAAGCUGCAUUUUGCAGAUAGCAGAUACGAGGGGUUCAUUAAUGAAAAAAAUAGCCCCAACUCCAAAGUGCUGGGACUUUCCGACAUAAAAGCUGUCGUGCCAGUUUACGCACAAGACAUGCCAAUCGUGUACAGUUUAUUGGGUGAUGGCAGUGAAAAUUUUUACUUUGACCUUUCCGAUGAGGAGCUUGGGGUCCAGGUGUUUGCUGAGACUGUUUUGUCUAUUGAGGAUAAAGAGUUCUACCAGUUGAAGCUGCGUGCAGUUGUAAACGAAGAGGUCGCUGAGACCGAGAUCCAAGUUGUGGUCCUCGGCCUGCACCCUCCAGUCUUCAUGUUCCCCGUAUUUGCAUACAGCAUCGUGGAAAAUGCACCGGCCGGAACCAUUGCGGGGUCUGUGUUCGCAACAGAUGAAGACCGUAAAGGAAAUGGCCGGGUGAGCUACUACCUCCAGAAAGACAACAAGUACUUUGCAAUGCAGUCAAAGAUUGGGAAGCUCGUAGUAAUAUCCCCACCACCUGCCGGCAUUUAUGAGCUGGACGUCGUUGCUCGUGAUUGGGGAUCCCCAUCUCUGGAAUCAGUUCCUGCAGUGAUUCAAAUAGAAGUCAUUCCCUCCUCCUCUGUUAGGAUUCCAUAUGGAGACGACAUUAUGUACCCCCCAAGCGACGCGCAGCAGGGUAAGCGACAACGCCGUGCGGCUCUCCCUGAGCAGACAGUGUCCGUCCCAGAAAGCGCAGCGAUCGGGGAUGUUGUGUACAGCGUAGAGAACGUCAACGACACCGAUAUGUUUGCGCUCAACCCUCAGAAUCCGCUUUUCACUGUGGAUGCAGCAUCUGGUGUCGUGAGCUUAGCCGAGAUGCUUGAUUUUGAGCGAAAUACUAUGGAAGAUUUCACUCUUGAUAUCACAAGCUCCAUUGAUGCAAUUAAAAGAGACACCCAGCGUGUUGUGGUUAACGUAGACGACGUGGACGAGUCGCCUAAGUGGGAUUUGAUCGUGUACCCAUACAUCCAUGUCGUACCCGUUGAUGCCCCUAGCGGAGCCUCCCUCUAUCAGUUGAUGGCCUCGGACCCUGAAGGCGCCACAGUUGGAUUCUUCCUUAAGUCAGGCGGGAAUGGCUUGUUUGAAGUGGACGAGAGCAGCGGAUGGAUCAAAACGAAGCUGUCGCAGGGCGAAACGUACACCCAAGAUGAGGAGUACAUCCUGAGUGUCUACGCUGAGGAUGCCACCAGCAACAGGGUCAACGGUCAAGUCUCCAUCUUCGGGGGUAGCCACCCGCCUCAAUUCACCCAGGAGGUGUACGAAGCCACCGUCACAGAAGAAGUUAAUGGCCAACAGAAUGUGAUAACAGUGAGUGCGUUUUCCUUCCGCAAUGUUGGUGUGACGUACGAGAUCCUGGAGAACAAUGUUGACUACCCACACACUAUUGGAACCUCUGGCAUAAUCACCCUGACACGGAAGGUCGAUCGGGAGCAGAUGAGUUCUUAUUUCCUUGAUAUUAGGGCUACAGAAAGUGGUGUAGACAACCCUAUGUCAGCCGAAGUCAGGGUUAAUGUACAAGUUCUUGAUGUCAACGACUGUGAUCCCAAGUUUGAGCGUAGUACAUUCAGCUUUAGGGAUGUCGAUGAAACUAUCAGUACGGAUACAGCUAUCGGAUCAGUUGCUGCGACGGAUUGCGACUCUGGUACGAACAGCAUCUUAACCUACACCCUCAUCGGCGCAGACGGCGACAACUUCCGCAUCACCGAGACAGGACAGCUCUUCCCAAACACCAGACUCGACUAUGACCGCGGAGAUUCAUACUACAGCUUCGAGGUGCAGGUGGUGGAUGAAGCCGGGGGCGAGGACACGGCCACGGUACGAGUUUUCAUGAAAGACGUCAACGAUGAACCGCCGGUCUUCUUGAACACCGAGGGCUACCUUUACUAUGUGGAUGAAGACGCGGACAGUGGGUAUAAGAUCGGUACGGUGUACGCCAGUGACGCUGAUCCAUCCGACAUCAUCACUUUCGCCAUUGCGGGAACCAACUUGUUCCAGAUCGACUCAUCAACAGGUCUUUCCCCAUCACCUUCUUGCUCAGAAAACUGUGCCUCCACAGGUUUGACAGGCGUCAUAUCUCGUCUAGGUACCGGCAACCUACCAGACGCCAGGUACAUUUUCAAUGUCACAGCGACAGACAAUGGAAACACGCACACCUCCUACGCAGUUGUAGAAGUCCAAGUGAAUGACAUCAACGACAACUCUCCAGAGUUCCCAGACUGUGGCACGUAUGCCCCAGAGGUAUCUGAGGAUGCCAGCGAUCAAACUUUCGUCAUCAAGGUUACAGCAACGGAUGCGGACAAAGGUGAAAACGCAGAGAUCCUCUACCGCAUCAUCGGUUCCAAUCUCCCGUUCUCCAUCGACCAAGAUACCGGCGAUAUCCAUACCCAGGAUCCAUUGGACAGAGAAACCAACCCGUCUUACGAGAUCACGGUGUCGGCUACGGAUAAACCCAGCAACACCUUCAGUAAUACCGGGUUCUGUACGUUCACAGUCACCAUUUUGGAUGUCAAUGACAAGCGACCGGAAUUUCCGCUGGAGACGUAUGUCGUGUUUCUGAGUGAUACUGCACAAAUUCUUGAUGUAUUUUUUACUGUAACGGCGGAGGAUGCAGAUGAGAAUUCCGCAAUAGAGUACAGUUUAGACACCGACCAAUUUGGUAUUAAUCAGCAAGGUGGCAUAUUUCCAGUUGUAGAAGUCGGGCCGCUUUCCGGGACGACCGUUACUUUUAGCGUAAUCGCUUCAGAUGGACAAAAGAACAGUCAGAGUAAUGUCCAAGUGACCAUCGGCACCGACGUUAACCCGCCGACGUGGGAUCAAAGUUAUGGACCGCUAUCAAUCCGUGAGGACUCUCCCGUCAAUGACAUCGUGCAAGCUGUCCUAGCUCGGCCUGCCACCUCGGGCAACUCCAUCACGUACGAUAUCGUGAUCGGCCAGAUACCAGAGACAAAUUCCAACGAUCAGUUCAGUAUCCUUAGGAGCCCUGGAACCGACGGAGGAAACGUGAUUGUCAGAUCGCAGCUGGAUUAUGAGACAACCAAGAGCUACCAUCUGGAGAUGCAGGCAUACAGUGUGGAGACCCGACUGUCUGCCUUCACCACCCUUGAGGUCACCCUGAUUGAUGUGAACGAUGAGAGCCCAAAGUUCACCCUUGGGACGUACGUUGCUGCAGUCCCAGAGGAGACGGCCAACCCUACGAUCAUCACCGUCGAGGCAUUCGAUGCCGACACCACAGCCGCCUUCAAAAGGGUGACGUAUUCAAUUAUCCAAGGUGAAAAUUCCAAUGACUUUAAAAUCGACCCAACAACUGGAGUCAUAACGAGCUUGAUUGAAUUCGACCGUGAGACGAAGGCGUCUUACGUCUUUCAAGUGUUGGCCAAGGAUGGCGCCCCAUCUGACAUUCCCGCGCUUGGUGGGGAGCCAAACUCAGAUCAGGCAUCGGUCACGAUUAAUGUGAUCGACAUUAAUGAUAACAGCCCUAUAUUUGCUGAGAACAUGUACGAGAAGUCGGUUCCUGAGAACUUACCCGUCGGGUCAGAGGUCAUCAUUGUGACGGCAACAGACGUGGACUCAGACAGCGUACCUCGAUACCUGAUCACCGCCAACAACACUGGGGGUGCUUUUGACGUCAACCCCACCACGGGACAGAUUAGCAUUGCCUCCCCAUUGGACUACGAGCUCACGACAGAGUACUGGCUCCAGUACACGGCCAACGAUGGGCUGAAUGUAGCCACAACGACCAUACGAAUCAUAGUGGGCAAUAUCAACGACGAGAAGCCCAUCUUUGAACAAGACGUCUACACUGUUAAUGUCCUUGAGGAAGACGAUAGUUUCCCAAGAGAAAUACUGCAGGUUUCAGCGAAUGAUGGCGACGCGGGCGCCGACCAAACACAAAUCAAAUACUCCUUGGAAGGAUCCGGGGCUGGUGACAAAUUCACCAUUGGCACUUCGACGGGGCAAAUCAUGCUGAACGCCAAGCUGGACCGGGAAGAGGAGAGUGAGUGGAGGUUUGUCGCUAAGGCAACAGACGCCAACGGAGGGGGACUCACCGGCUAUGCCGAUGUUAUCGUUGUUGUUGAUGACAUCAAUGAUAACUCUCCGACAUUCCCCGAUUUAGAGUACCGGGGAUCAGUACCAGAGAAUUCAGUCGGAGGAACGCCAGUGAUGACGGUGACUGCCGUCGAUCUUGAUGACCCAACCACUCCCAACGGCAAGAUCGGCUACUCCACCGUCAGCGGGACGGAUACUGACAAUGACGGGGCUGAACUGUUCGACAUUGACGGUAACACAGGGGAGGUAAAAGUGAGGCCGGGUGCCAUGCUUGACCGAGAGACGCAGGACUUUUACCAGCUGGUGAUUCAGGCUCAGGAUGGCAAUGGCGCCGGCGACACAGCAACCACUACAGCGAUAAUCACCAUCAGCGAUGAGAAUGACAACGCACCCUCGUUUGUGGGUGGGCCAUUCACUGCCGCCGCCCUGGAGACGCUGCCGCGUGGUGCCACGGUGAUCGAGUUGCCCGCCACGGACGCUGACGUGGAUUUCAACGACGUCGUCCAGUUUGAGAUCACGGCCGGUAACAGUAACAACCAUUUUGCGAUCGUCUCCGAUCCAGUCACUCUUAUCGGCAUCGUCCAAAUUAAUGAGCCCUUGGACUAUGAGUCGUCUCCGCCCUCCUACACGCUGACCGUCACAGUGUCUGACAACAUCAACCCCAGCGACUUGACCACAGUCACCAUCACUAAGGUGGACGUGAACGACAUCACUCCGACAUUCACCCCAUCCGCCUACUACCCCUCCAAUGUCCUGGAGAGUGUAGCUGUGGGGACAGUCAUACAGAGAGUCACAGCAACAGACAGUGAAGCUGGAGACUUUGGUGUUUUCACAUUUGCAAUUGACCCAGAGACUGAUCCAGACGGUCUGUUUAUGAUAACGGAGCCGAUUGGUUCAGGAGCGACUCGUAGUGGGGAAGUCCGAGUCGCCAAAGAGCUGGACAGAGAGACUCAAGCCCAACACAAUUUGAUCCUCUGGGCCACCGACCUAGGUGAACCGCCACUUAGAGGCAAAGCAAACCUCACUCUCGUCCUCGAUGACGUCAACGACACACCCCCUCGCUUUGAAGAGUACAACGCCACCAUCGAAGAGAAUGUGGGCACAGUUCAGUUGGUCGUCAAGCUGAAAGCAACGGAUGACGACACCACAGGCGCUGAUCAGUUCUUGUACGAGGUGGUCACCACUAAUAACCCUGACACGGAAAAGUUCACCUAUGAAGACACAGCCGGUAACACUUUCACUAUCAGGACAAAACCAAUAAUCUUCGACCGUGAAGAGCAGGCGUUCUACACAAUCCCAAUACGUAUCACUGAACUGAUCCCGGGCGGCAACAUUGGCGUCAGCGACGUCAUCGUCACAGUUUUGGACAAGAACGACAACCCGCACUUUGGUCGGACGAAGACGAUGCUGGUCUACAGUUUUGAAGGGAAUAUUGCCGAAACACGGAUUGGAAACAUUCCCACUUCUCCAAUCGGUUUCGUUGGCGUACUGGAUCCUGAUACCAUUGAGGACAAGACCUACUCAACAAAGAGCGAAUUCCCUUCCGAAUACUUUCAGGUUAACGAGGACACCGGUCAAGUGACCAUCCUAGCAGGCACACCAGGUGGCCUGUACGAGUUUGACGUCAUAGUGAAGGAUGAAAACGUGUUCCCAGAAGCGGAAUCCACGGUCAUUGUAGACGUGCGCGACCUGCCGGAGGAAGCCGUUCGGAGCUCCGGCUCCUUCCGCUUCGAGGGUGUGACUGCCGAGGAGCUGAUCCAGACGCCGGCUGAUGGGUCGCUGAGCAAGAUCGACAUCCUCAAGGGAAUCCUUGCCGAGAUCAUCCCCGCUAAACCGGAGAAUGUGGACAUCUUUAGCAUCAUUAAUGUCAAGGGGCAGCCGAACACCGUUGACGUUCGUUACUCUGCUCACGGGUCGCCGUUUUACCCACCGGAGAAGAUGGACGGGGCAGCUCUAGAGAACAGGGACAGGAUUGCGGAAGCGUUGGGCGUGACCAUCGGUAUGAUCAAGAUUGAUAUGUGUCUGAUGGAGUCGGCUUGCGAGUCUGCGUGCACCAACGUCCUAGAGAUAGACACUACACCCACUGUGGUCAACACUCCUUCAGCCUCCUUCACGUCCAUCACCACGCGCACUGUGGCCAAGUGCGUGUGUGGGGCGGACGUCCAACAGCCUGGGCCGUGUGACUUUGACGCGUGCUUGAACGGUGGUACUUGUAAAGACACCCAGGGUGGGGGACAUACGUGUACUUGCCCAACUGGAUUCAAUGGUCCAAACUGCGAGCAGACUAUGCGCGAAUUCAAGAACGGCUUCGCUCACUUCAGUUCCCUGCAGCAGUGCGAGCAGACACACACCAUGGUGGAGUUCAUCACUACGCUACCGGACGGCGUGAUACUCUACAACGGCCCCAUGACCCCUCUGACCCCCGGGGACCUGCCGAUGGAUUUCAUUCUGAUCCAGUUGGAGAGCAAGAAGCCGGUGUUGUACAUCAACCUGGGAUCUGGAACGCUUAGGAUGGAAAUCCCUAGCACCGCGGACCUCGGCGAUGGCAAGUGGCAUCGACUGGAUGUCUAUCGGGAUGGAAAGAGCGUUGAGUUCAUGCUGGAUCGUUGUAAGAGUGCAAACAUCACAGAGGCCUCCAGUUCCACCAUCCAGCAAACUGAGGAUUGUAAAAGCACAGGCGUCACACCCGGAGAUAACAAGUUUCUCAAUGUCAACACACCCCUUCAACUCGGCGGGGUGGACCAAUCCUCCGCUUUUACCUACCCUAGCGAGAUCACCUUCGGGGCUGGCUUUGACGGCUGCAUGAGAAACGUCGAGCAGGACGGCGCGGUGUACGAUCUCCAGACGCCUGGGAAGACCGUCGGCACGGAGCCGGGAUGCUCCCGUCUGGAAUGCGGGGAGUGUAACAACGGGACAUGUGAGGGAGACUUCAACACCUUUGUCUGUCUGUGUCAUCCAGGCUUCAUGGGAGAUGUGUGCGAUACAUCAACCCCACCUUACGACUUUGCUACUGACAGUUACGUCAACUACCAGCUACUGCCUGCAGCCCAGCUGGACAAUCGCAUGGGUGACUACCAAGUGACGUUCCGCACACGGAUGAAAGAAGGUCUGCUCUGGAUGAUCACCAACCAGAACGGCUUGGAAUUCACAUCUAUAGAGUUGGUUGAUGGCUUCGUCAGGAGUCGCUGGAAUCUGGGCGACGGGGAGAAAUCCGUCCACCUUGACCAGUACGCCGUGGACGAUGGGGACUGGCACACGGUCCGCCUGGAGCGCUUUGAUUACUACAUCACGGUGAAGAUCGACGGCGGUGGCGGCGUCAGACAGAAGGAGAACCAUGAGAGUUUGUACAGCAGGCUGGAGGUCGAUCCUAACAGUCUGAUCCUGGGAGCGUUUGUCGUCAGGGUUGUGGAGAUCUCCCAAGAUUUCAUUGGAUGUAUGAACGAUCCUCGCAUCAACAACUUCUAUCUGGGAUUCUCGGGAUCAACGACGUACGGCACAGCGACCCCAUCUAAUGGUGUGAUUGAAGGCUGCUCAAGUUACGACCCAUGCUUGAGCAACCCCUGUCCAGCGUCAUACAUCUGUAUUGACCUAUGGAGGAAAUACACUUGUGGAUGCCCAGACGGCUCCAUGGAGGACGAGGCCAACGGCGUCUGCAAACCCAUCGACGAGUGCGACAGCAGCCCAUGCCUGAACGGCGGCAAGUGCGUGGAACUGGUCAUUGGGUUCAGGUGCGACUGCUUGGAUGGGUACAUCGGGUCGAUAUGCGGCACAGAGAAAGCGUUCGUCAUCACCACGCUGGGUCUAGACCUUGGGGCCAUUCUCGCCAUGAUUCUCUGCCUCAUCAUCAUCAUCAUACUGCUGCUUGCGUUCGUCCUCUACAAGCGUAGCCACGAUCAGAAGCAGGCCUUGGCCCUCGCCAUCGACCCAGACGACGACAUCCGGGAGAAUUUCAUCAACUACGAUGAGGAGGGAGGCGGGGAGGAGGACCAAGACGCGUAUGAUGUGAGCACGCUCAGGAAACCCAUCGACCCGAUCCCGAUGGACGAUUACAUCAAGCCGCCUGUGACGGAGGCACCGCUGAACAGAGCGCCAAGAGCCCCUGGUGACGAUCCCAACGUCGGUGACUUCAUCAACGAUCGUCUGAAGGGUGCGGAUGACGACCCCGACUCCAACGACACCAUGAGGGACUUUGACUACGAGGGUGAGGGUUCCUCAGCGGGCUCCCUCAGCUCCCUGAACAGCAGCAGCUCAGACGGAGACCAGAACUACGACUAUCUCAACGACUGGGGACCGCCGUUCAAGAAACUUGCCGAUAUGUACGGCGGUGGCGAAGACGAUUAGAAAAAUUGCGUCGUGUGUUUGUUUUUUUAUUUACUUGCAACGUUUUUUAAGAGGUACUGCUUUUAUAGAAUUAGGAUUGUCAAUUGAAAAGUUUACAAACAGCUAAAAUAAAAAUAAAAGGUAAAAAAUUAAUUUUGAUGACGGAACAUAUUUUGCCUUUAGCUCUUAUUAAGACGCUUUUAAGAACAGUGUUUCAGGGGUUGUAAAAAACUUACCCCAUUUUAAAAUAUGUGUCGAUGAUGAAACUAACAUUUUCCAGCAAACGAAGAAGCCAAAGAUGUGGCUGAUACUUUGAAAUGAAUGUCCCAGGAUUUCUUGUCGACACAAAUGUCACUUUUUUUCAUGGCUGGUUGUAGCGUGUACUCCCUUAUCAGGAGUUCUCGAUGAUAUCAUUGUACAAAGCAAGAUUGAUGUAGAUUAAACUAAAAAGAAUUUCAUGUGUCCUUUGCCUACUAGAAGAAUUGCAACAUUUCGUGAAAGAUUUCUUCGUGAAAAAGGAACGAGCCUUAAGCGAUGAGAGUUUUGAUGCUGGCGUAGUUAUUUUCUAUCAUGUGAAGAGUACUAUCUGUUCUUUGUAAAUAUGUUUAGUAACUGUUUGUUUUACGGCUAGAUACCCUUUUAUGGUGCAGCAAGUUUAUGUUUAGUUCCAUAGACCAUUUCGCAAAUAAUCAUUUCGCGAGGGGCUAACUGUUGAUUGAGGGGCAUACUGGGUCUAGCCAUGACCAAACUUGAUCACUAGCUACACCCGCAAGUACCAAGUAUUUGCGUGAAGGUCUAUUCACAUACGCAGGCCGAUUUACAGAUUGCGGGAAGAAAAAUUAGCCAUGCCCUGCUUUAGAUAUUCAAUCAGUACCAUAGUUGUUAUGGAGAAACAAAACGGAAAUUUAAAUCUUUAUGUGGAAAAAGUCAACCUCUGCGUGGACUAUAGAGGGCAGUAUUUAUGCCAAGUCUAGAGUUAUGUUAGGAUAGAGUUUCAAAGUUGCAGGUACCAGUGCCAUUGUACAAUGGGAGUAUCGUGAAAGGCCACAUAGUGCAGUGAAUAUUGUGUCAUUGGGGUCCAAGUUGACAGAACUUACUCUUUAGUUCUCUCCCAAUUUCAUGGAGCUACUACCCAAUUUCAUGGAGCUAGACACAAAGUAGCUAAGCAUAAAAAAAACUGCUUA
This is a messenger RNA of Asterias rubens (European starfish), 10150 nucleotides long. RefSeq names its product neural-cadherin-like. The coding region runs from base 219 to 8987 and encodes 2922 amino acids. Lineage: Eukaryota; Metazoa; Echinodermata; Asteroidea; Forcipulatida; Asteriidae. Gene Ontology annotation, cellular component: catenin complex; plasma membrane; adherens junction. The transcript has 36 exons. The record is from RefSeq and is a predicted model, not a curated record. Gene Ontology annotation, molecular function: cadherin binding; calcium ion binding. Gene Ontology annotation, biological process: multicellular organism development; calcium-dependent cell-cell adhesion; cell-cell junction assembly.